AUGCGGGCUGCACAGGUUCUAUCUCAUCCCGAGAACAAACACCUCAUCUCAACCAGGGACGACGGCAAGUCCGCCAUCGAUAUUGGUUUCCCAUCACGUGGGGGGUCGCCCACAACGCUCGCAACACUAGGGAGAGACCCCAAUGCCGACAUCUUCGUGGAAGGUUCCGACAUUUCCAGAAUCCAAUGUUCUUUCGAAGUUGAUCUAGAUACCGGCAUUGUCAUGUUCUACGACCGGUCGAAUGGCUGUACGAGCCACGUCUUUGGGACCAAGGUCGUGCCAUUCGAAUUCGGCCGGGCUCGGAGAGUGGUCGUUGAUGAUGAACUCAACAACAUUAUUGGAAUGGGUGGUGAGCGAUGCGACCUCAUUCUUUUCGAAAUUAAAUGGCGCCCAGACCCCAGCGGAAGAGCGAACACCAUCAAACAGUACGGUGCUGAAUGUGGCACACGAAUAGAGCAUGCACGUACCGCUCGAACUGAGGACGCAGCACCGACCGAGCCGCCUCCGCAUCGCGGGAUUCGACUCCACACUCCAAGAUCUCUUGCGCUCAAAAUGCGAUACGUCAACAAAGAAAGGCUGGGACAGGGAAGUUUUGGGGAAGUACACAAGGCCAUCGAUAUUGACUCUGGAAAAUUGAUGGCUGUAAAGGUCCUAAAGCGACCUCCAACUUUUCCAGAGCAAGAAAAUUGGAGGGAAGCAGUGAUUCUCGGGGUGAACCGCGAGAUCAAGAUUCUUUCUAGCGUCACCCACAAAAACAUUGUCAACUAUAUAACGUCACAAGGCGACUUCGACAGUGGCUUGAAGAUCUUCAUGGGUCUCAAAGAAGGGACUUUAGAGUCAUUGAUUGUGAAGGGACGUGCUGACAUGAUGAAAGUUGCGGACGGUGCCCUCUGGCAUAUGCUGCAGGCGCUUGACUACAUUCGAUCCAUGGACAUCAUUCACCGCGACGUGAAGCCGGCGAACAUUCUUUACAUCACGGACAGAAGCGGCCAGUGGCAGUUCCAGCUGGGAGAUUUUGGCUGCUCCGAUUAUGCUCCUCAAGCCACCACAAUUUCCGGAACCCCCAAAUUCAUGGCCCCCGAGGUUUUCCAUGGUCGGCCUCAGAGCUGCAAACCAGACAUUUGGUCGCUCUUUGCGACAAUAGUGUGGACGUUGGAUGUGAAUGGCUUUCGGUACGGCUGUUUCCAAACCCCGGAUGAUCUCUUAGGGACGCAUGUGCCAAGAAUUGAGCCUAUGGCGGUCGGGGACCCAGAUCGACGUGCUUGUGCGGCGCAGAUGCUUGUCAAGUUGUACAAUGGCAAAGGACUCACUACGCCGCGCGAAAAGGUUCCACCUCUUAGCUCUUUAGUCUAA
Molecule: messenger RNA, 1353 nt
Organism: Fonsecaea multimorphosa CBS 102226
Lineage: Eukaryota; Fungi; Ascomycota; Eurotiomycetes; Chaetothyriales; Herpotrichiellaceae
Exons: 2
Coding region: 1-1353 (450 amino acids)
Biological process (GO): protein phosphorylation
Molecular function (GO): protein kinase activity; ATP binding; protein binding
Source: RefSeq, a predicted model, not a curated record